CUUCUUCUUCUUCUCCUGAAAGGCUGAAACCCAACUUUUGCUUCUGAUUCUGUUUAAUUCUGAUAAAGCUUUCGUUUUUAACUUGGUUUUCUGUCAGUCUACCGAUCAAUCUAAAGUCUAAACCAGCAAAAAUCCUGGAGUUAACUGCUUAACUUUCUUUCAGGAACCCAAUAAGUUUCUCUGAAAUUGAAUUAGUUUUCUUUCCAUCCCCUCCCCACUUUUGGCCGGAGAGGAAAAAGAAUCUAGCACUUGGGCAUUAUGGGUGUGAGAGUAGGGCUUUUGUUUCUUGUUGUACUGGGCAUCAGCUGGACUUGUGCGGAUGCUAGGACCUUAAUAAUCUCUGAUCCUUCAGUUAUGCAGAUCAGUUAUGAGAAGCCCAAAAGCAAGAUUCAAGCUACCACGAUUGCUGCAACAGAUGAAAGAGUGUGCCUCUUGUGUGAACAGUUCACUGCCCAGGCAGUAGAGUACCUUAGCGACAACAAGACCCAGAAACAGGUUAUCGAGGGUCUUCAUCUUGCGUGCCAUAAGUUGCACUCCUUAAAGCAGAAGUGCAUCAUGUUAGUGGACUACUAUGCCCCACUGUUCUUCUUGGAGCUUGGCACAAUCCAACCAGAGCACUUCUGCAUGAAAAUGGAUCUUUGUGACCAAGGGUUAAUUGCUUCUCUAGAACAGAAACCAGAUGGUUGUACACUGUGUCAUCGCACUGUUGAAGAAAUUCAGAUCAAGUUGAAAGAUCCAGACACACAGUUAGAUAUAAUUGAGAUGCUUCUAAAGGCAUGUGAUGCAGUGGAGAACCAUGUGAAGGAGUGCAAAAAGAUGGUUUUUGAGUAUGGACCCCUGUUCAUGGACAAUGCGGAGCAGUUCCUUGAAAUGACAGACGUCUGUGCUGUUCUCCAUGCAUGUAAAACUUCAGUUACUGGGGUCGAAGCAUCUUCCCAUGUUGAAAUAUCCAUCCUGUCUGAAUCUUAAAGCUGGAAGCAGAGAUAGGUCCGAACAACAGACAGAAUAUCUCCUAUUAAGAAGAGGAAGCCAUGGCAUUUGCUGAUUGUGGAAUUUAUGCUUUCCUCUCACGUACAACAUUUAAACUAAAAAAUUUAUCUGUAUGUUGUUGUAAAGUUCACAUUUUUUAAAGGGGAAACUUAUUAGAAAGUGUUUUUUUUUUUUUUUUUUUCUUUUGGUUGGGGUGGGGGGUAUCUGAAAGUGUUCAUUUGUACUAGUAAAACUUAGUGGUUUAUUUGGUCCUAAAAUUUUUGUAAAUCUGAUUAUCUGGGGAUUGCCUUUUUGUUGGAUGGUGUCAUAUAGAUAUACUUUCCUUCUAUGUUAA
Molecule: messenger RNA, 1324 nt
Organism: Macadamia integrifolia
Lineage: Eukaryota; Viridiplantae; Streptophyta; Magnoliopsida; Proteales; Proteaceae
Product: prosaposin-like
Exons: 6
Coding region: 259-969 (236 amino acids)
Biological process (GO): lipid metabolic process
Source: RefSeq, a predicted model, not a curated record